CCGGCCCGCUCCGGUUGUCAUGAGAGCCGCGGCCGCGGCCCGGGCGCUGGGCGUAGGCGGGAGGGACUGCUCCGCCCCCGCCACGGACGCUGCGGCUCGCGGGGGCUGGCGCGCCCGGGGCUGCGAAGUCGGCGCUACCUGAGCUCCGCCGAGGUCGCGGCGCUGCCGGGGGUGGGCGGAAGGCCCUGGGGGUCGUGCGGGAGCCGAGGUCCGGCGGCCUUCCGCCCUGACAGGGGUGUGUCCUGCUCGUCGGAGCGGCCGGCGCCCAGGAUGCCGCACAAGAUCGGAUUCGUCGUGGUCAGCUCGUCCGGGCACGAAGAUGGCUUCAGCGCCCGGGAACUGAUGAUCCACGCCCCGACCGUCAGCGGCUGGAGGUCGCCAAGGUUCUGCCAGUUCCCGCAGGAGAUCGUGGUCCAGAUGGUGGAGCGGUGCCGCAUAAGGAAGCUGCAGCUGCUGGCCCACCAGUACAUGAUCCCCAGCAAGGUGGAGUUCUACGUCAGCGAGAGCCUGCCCGAGUACUUCGCACCCUGCCAGGCCGAGCGGUUCCGCAGGCUUGGGUACGUGUCCCUCUGCGACAACGAGAAGACGGGCUGCAAGGCCCGGGAGCUGAAGUCGGUGUACGUGGACGCGGCAGGCCAGUUCCUGAAGCUGAUCUUCCACCAGAACCACGCCAACAAGUACAACAUCUACAACCAGGUCGCGCUGGUGGCGAUGAACAUCAUCGGAGACCCCGCGGACUUCGGGGAAGAAAGCAACCUCGCCUCUCGAGAGAAGCUGAUUGACCACUACCUGGGGCACAGCGCAGAGGACCCCGCUCUGGAAGGCACGUGUACAGGGAAGUCCGACUACAUCUCCCCGCUGGACGACCUGGCCUUCGACAUGUACCAGGACCCGGAGGUGGCGCAGAUCAUCCGCAGGCUGGACGAGCGGAAGCGUGAAGCCGUCCAGCAGGAGCGGUACGACUUCGCCAAGAGCCUGAAGCAAGCCAUCGCCGACCUGCAGAAGGUCGGGGAGCGGCUGGGCCGGUACGAGGUGGAGAAGCGCUGCGCGGUGGAAAAGGAGGACUACGACCUGGCCAAGCACAAGAAGCGGCAGAUGGAGCAGUACCGCAGCCGGGCCUACGCGCAGCUGCAGCUGCACAGCCUGGUGGACGCCGAGCUGGUGCGGAGGCCCUUCGACUUGCCGCUGCAGCCCCUCGUGCGUCCUGGAAGUCCUCGCCACCCACCGCCAGUGCUGCCACCACCGCCGCCAGAGGAGAGGGGGGCAGAAACCCGGCUCGCGGGACCCUCCCUGCAGGAACAGCCCUCGGCACGCUCCCCGGACGGCGCCCCCCAGCCCCGCACUGCGGACCCGCCGUCUUCGCCCGCCCCACACCCUCGCCUCGAGGCCCACCGCGAGCCCCUGCCCUACGACGAGCGGCCUCUCCCUGCGGCCCGCAAGCUGCCCGGAGCAGCCCCCGGGGAGCCAGACAAGAGUGACGUGGAUGCCGGCAAGGCGCCGAGAGGGGGCGCGCUGGGCGAGCCGGAGCCCCUGACGGAGAAGGCGCUGCGGGAAGCCAGCUCCGCCGUCGAGGUGCUGGGAGAGACCUUGGUGGCCGGGGCCUACUCCAAGACGUGGUCGCACCGCGAGGCCACGCUGCUCACGCUGCACGAGCGGCUGGCCGGCCUGCCCGUGGGGGCCCAGCGGGAGGAGCUGAAGAGCGCGCUGCGGGCGGCCGUCUUUCUCGUUAGGAGGGCCAUCCGAGACAUCGUGACCCCGGUGUUCCAGGCCUCGCUGAAGCUGCUGAAGAUGAUCAUCACCCAGUACAUCCCCAGGCACAGGCUGGGCAAGCUGGAGACGGCGCACUGCGUGGAGAGGACGGUGCCCGUCCUGCUCGCGAGGACCGGGGACUCGUCCGCUCGUCUGCGAGCUGUGGCCUCCAAUUUCAUUCAGGAGCUGGCCCUGUUCAAGGAAGUGAGGUCCCUCCAGAUGGUCCCGUCCUACCUGGUGCAGCCGCUCAAGGCCAACGCCUCGGCCCACCUGGCCCAGAGUCAGAUGGACCUGCUGGCCCGGCUGCUGAGAGACCUGGGCACCGAUGGCACGGGCUUCACCGUGGACAACGUGAUGAAGUUCGCAGUGCAGGCCCUGGAGCACCGGGUGUUCGAGGUCCGCGAGGCGGCGGUGCGGGUGGUCCUGGACAUGUACCGGCAGCACCGGGCCCCCGUGCUGGACUACCUGCCCCCGGACGACAGCGCCGCGCGCAGGAACGUGCUCUACCGCACCGUCUUCGAGGGCUUCGCGAAAAUCGACGGCCGGCCCACCGACGCCGAGACCAGGGCACAGAAGAGAGCGGCUACGGAAGAAGCAGAGAAGCAAAAGAAAGAAGAAAUUAAGGUUUUACAAGGGCAGCUGGCAGCGCUGAGAGAAAUGCAGGCUGAGUUCCAGGAGCAGGAGAGCGAGGCCGCCAAGGCGGAGGCUCCGGGUACGUAUGCCGCACGCCGCGGAGCGGCCCCGCCCAGUGCUCCUGGAGCUCCGGAGAGCCACUGCCUGGAUAACCUGUGCAUCUUCUGCGGGGAGCGCAGCGCGGCCUUCACGGAGGAGGGCCUGGACCUGCACUACUGGAAGCGCUGCCCCAUGCUGACGCGCUGCGAGCACUGCCGGCAGGUGGUGGAGAUCUGCAGCCUGACGGAGCACCUGCUGACGGAGUGCGACCGCAGGGAUGCAUUCGGCAGGUGCUUCCGCUGCAGCGAGGCCGUUCUGAAGGAGGAGCUGCCCGCGCACCUCAGGACCAGGGGCUGUCACCCCGCCAAGCCGGAGAAGCUGGCCAACCGGUGCCCCCUGUGCCACGAGAACUUCGAGCCCGGGGAGGAGGCGUGGAAAGCCCACCUGAUGGGCCCCGCGGGCUGCACCAUGAACCUGCGCAGGACGCACGUGCUGCACAAGGCCCCGCCUCCGCCGCAGGGCAGAGGCCCAGCCGCCGCCAAGGCCGGGAGCUCGGGGCCGAAGGCGGGAAGCAAGAUCCCCACCCCAAAGGGGGGCCUGAGUAAAAGCUCUGGCAGGACCCUCACGAAGCGAUGACGCGACGGACCUGUGUCUCCUCCGUCUCUGUGGGGACCGAGCAACUGUCCCCCGUGAACAGCUCUCCUAGAAGCCAUGUUGGGGGGGGUGGCGCAUGCGCUGUGCUGCUGGCCCCAGGGGCACCGUGUGGGGACGACCCGAGAAGCGGCCUCCGGAGCUGGGACCCGGCCCUCGAGGCACACCCGGAAACAAGCAGGUCUCUGCCGCCCGCAGCCAGGCCACCCCGGAGCGGCGUGCUGCCCGGAGGGCCGGGAGCAGGUGGCGGUCGGCCGGGUGGGCCUGUCGCGCGGGCGCCCGGUUUCCGUGCUGGCUGCGCUGGAA
Molecule: messenger RNA, 3378 nt
Organism: Phyllostomus discolor (pale spear-nosed bat)
Lineage: Eukaryota; Metazoa; Chordata; Mammalia; Chiroptera; Phyllostomidae
Gene: CEP104
Product: centrosomal protein 104
Exons: 22
Coding region: 271-3057 (928 amino acids)
Cellular component (GO): cilium
Source: RefSeq, a predicted model, not a curated record